CCUGCUGGCUCCCGUCUCGCGUCUCUUUGCCUGCGACUCUCUCUCUCGCUCUCUCUCUCGGAGUGCUUGGCUUUGCGCGCGAGGAGCAAGAAGCGGAAAAGAAAGCUAAUCCUGAAAUCCUCCAACUCGGAUCGAUUCUGUCGCAUUCGGGCGAGUUUUCGAGCCUCGAGGGCCAUAGAGGACGAGGAGCAGCAGCAGCAGCGGCAGGAGCAGUGGCAAGACGAAGGGAGCACGUAGCCAAGCCGACCCGACUGGACGUCUUUCUCGUCUCGUCGUUCUUUCGCUCGCUCGCUCGCUCGUUCUGUCUUUCGUUCGUUCGUGCCUCGUUCUUCCUUCAAUCCUGCCGCUCACUCAUCAGACGACGAGACUGCCUACAGGGCAACGCCACAGGAUUCCAUCGUUGCUGGGCUCGAGUUCGCCGAUCUAGUUGCCGCCGACUUCAGGCGAGGCAGGAUGGCUUCUUCUCCAGCUAAAGCAGAUGAGACUAAGGCUGCUGCCACAGAGGAGCAGAAGGCUCCUGCCCCUGCCCAAGCAUCAGGAGCAGACGCAUCCGCUUCUCCCAGUGAGGAGGAAGUCGCAGGAUUGCCGAACGCUUUCGAUUUUUCAGCAAUGACCGGCCUUCUGAAUGACCCUAGUAUUAAGGAGAUGGCAGAGCAAAUCGCCAAGGAUCCUGCAUUUAACCAAAUGGCGCAGCAGCUACAGCAAAGCGUACAAAAUGUUGGGCAAGAUGGAGUCCCACACCUCGAUACAAAUCAAUACAUCAGCGCCAUGCAACAAGUUAUGCAGAACCCUCAGUUCAUGACAAUGGCAGAACGUCUUGGGAAUGCUCUCAUGCAGGAUCCAGCAAUGUCAGGCAUGUUACAGAAUCUUACCAAUCCCGCUCACAAAGAGCAGUUAGAAGCUAGAAUGGCCCAAGUUCGAGAAGAUCCUGCUCUUAAGCCAGUGUUGGAAGAGAUCGAGACAGGAGGACCUGCAGCUAUGAUGAAGUACUGGAAUGAUCCCGUAGUGCUAAGUAGGUUGGGCCGAGCCAUAGGAGUUGGAGUACCCGGUGAGGAUCGAGGAAUCCCAGUAGCCGGCGAUUCAGCUGGAGAAGAAGAAGGAGAAGAGGAAGAAGAGGAGGAUCUGACUGUCCAUUUCACCGCUAGCACAGGAGAUACUGAGGGCCUUAAAACCCUUCUCCAAGAUGGCGCCGACAAGGAUGAGAAGGACCCAGAAGGCCGUACUGCGUUACAUUUCGCCUGUGGAUACGGAGAGGUCAAGUGUGCUGAGGUGCUAUUGGAAGCUGGAGCUGCUGUGGAUGCUCUUGACAAGAACAACAAUACUGCCCUUCAUUACGCUGCUGGUUACGGAAGGAAGGAGUGUGUUGAGAUCUUGCUCAAAAACGGAGCCGCUGUAACUUUAAGAAAUCUUGACGGUAAGACGCCCAUUGACGUAGCAAAGCUUAACAACCAGUCGGAAGUUUUGAAGCUCUUGGAGAAAGAUGUCUUCCUGUAGAUUAUCGAAUUUUACUUUGAUGAACGAAAGUGUUGAGGAACUUGGACCCCACGUUAUCUACCACACGACGCUUCAAUUCAACGGCCAUGUAUCUGGUUUUUACAUCUGAGUUCUUUCGAGAUUCUUCACACUACGAAAAUGUUCACCGUGUUGGACCUUGGCUUUCGCUUGACUUUGGCACUGACGGCAGGAUGUUAGCGCACAGCUUCAAAUAAUGUGAUUGCUGGACAGUGUGUAGAUGGGAGUGAGGACAACGAUAGUAAUGUUUGGUGAUAGCUUCACUUUCUGUGUCAUGGAAACGUUUCCACGAAACACGAGAUUUGUUCAUUUAGUUCUGUAUGUCCCAUUUUGACAUCUUAUGGCUUUAGAAGCGCGGUGGAAUUAACUUUUACGGGCGCGCGUAUGGGUCUGUAUCUCAUUGAUCUACUAAAGAUAAAUUGUAGUUGUUGAGUUUUUCUUUUUUGAAUGUAAAGGCCGAAUCUCCUCGAAGAUCUCUACCGAUUCGUCAUUUCUUGUCGUCUGCCCCCUGCGUUGAAGUUCCU
This is a messenger RNA of Marchantia polymorpha subsp. ruderalis, 2036 nucleotides long. The record is from the annotation of a GenBank genome assembly. Lineage: Eukaryota; Viridiplantae; Streptophyta; Marchantiopsida; Marchantiales; Marchantiaceae.